Molecule: messenger RNA, 1891 nt
Organism: Lingula anatina
Lineage: Eukaryota; Metazoa; Brachiopoda; Lingulata; Lingulida; Lingulidae
Product: U11/U12 small nuclear ribonucleoprotein 35 kDa protein-like
Biological process (GO): mRNA splicing, via spliceosome
Cellular component (GO): precatalytic spliceosome
Molecular function (GO): snRNA binding; mRNA binding
Source: RefSeq, a predicted model, not a curated record
GGGCAACAAUGCAAGGUUGGUCGGCAGUUGCAGAUAGCUAUGACCCGCUAAGAGCAGGCAGCAUAGAUGGCACGGAUGAAGUACCCCACGACAGAGGUGUAUUCAGAGCUAUGAACACAAAAUAUAGACCAAACAAAGGUGUAGAUGGAGAUCCAACAUGCAUCAUAUUUGUUGCCAGGCUUAAUCAUAGAACUAGUGAAGAAACAUUAAGAGAGGUCUUUUCAAAAUAUGGGUCAAUCAAAAAAGUCAAACUAAUCAGGGAUAUUGUGACUGGAUACUCUAAAUGCUAUGCCUUUUUGGAGUACACAGACAAUAAAUCUGCAUAUAGAGCUCAGAGGGAGGCUGAUAAACAAGUUGUGGAUGGGAAGGAGAUAUUUGUAGAUUUUGAACAUAGUCGAACAAUGCCAGGAUGGAUCCCACGCAGGCUAGGAGGUGGUUUGGGUGGAAAUAAGGAAUCUGGGCAACUAAGAUUUGGUGGAAAAGAUAGACCUUUCCGGAAGCCUAUAUUAUUAAAUCAAGUAAGACCGUAUGACAAUGAACAUGUUAACAGGAGGAGGGAUACAAAGGACAGAUAUGAAUAUAGAGGGCACAGAUAUCAGAACAGUAAUCCAAAAGGAGACAGGGACAGGCGUUUUCACGAAAGAGCAAGAUCCAGGUCCACGGAGAGGAGUCCAUCUAGAGAAAGGGGUAACAAAGACAGAAAGGAGUCAAACAGAAAUCGCAAGGGAAGAUAUUGACUGUUGCAGAAAAAAUUGCAUGCAAUUCUGAAUGUGACUCUGAAAAUAUUGUCAUAUCAUAUAUAAAUGUAUAACUCUACCAAAAACAGAAAGGUUUAACAGUAUGAUUUGCAUGUAAUAACAGUUAGAUUAAGAAACUAAAACGUGCACUGCUGAAAUCUUGCCCCUGUUAAAUGAGAAAAAGAAAAAAUGAACAAAUAUCUUGUCAACAUUGACACAACUAUCAUAUCUUUUAUACAUACGCAUAUAUAUAUAUAUAUGUACGUCCACGAUACUAGGUAAAAACAAUGGGUUAUCAUCUUUGAAAGUCUUUUUCAAAAUAUUCCUAUGUGUUGGAUUACAAUGGGGGUGCUUUCAUGUGAAAGGGUAUGGAUUUGUCUUAUUACAACAAACAAUUUCGUGUUUCCAAACAUUGCUGCAUAUUUAAGUUUUUUAAUUUGUAACUCAUGAAAAAAGACUUCAUAUCAUCAUUGUUUAACUGCCAAUUCAGGAUCGCAUCAUGCUUUCCCAACUCUGUGAAGUUAAGUGUGCUCUUCCCCGAUAAUUUUUACAUGUAUUUAAUGUUACAUUUUCCAAACUUUAUGAAUAUGAAAAAAAAUACGAUAGAUAUAUUCUAAGCGGAAAGCGUGCACACAUGAGAUGAUUUCAUGUCUUUGCUAUUUACCCGCUGAUUCAGGAUUCCCAACUCUGUGAAGUUAAGUGUACUCUUUCCUAAUAAUUGUUGUAUGUGUUUAAUAUUAUAUUUUCCAAAAUUUACAAUGCAUAUUCUAAGCAGAAAACGUGCUCACAAGAUCAGCGCCAUGUUGAAAUUUUGAUGCCAUGUUCCAAUGUUGUUACCCAGUAUCGUGGACUUUGGAAGGUAUUAAUACCAUUAUGCUGAUUUAGAAUUAUAUAUAUAUAUUACAUUUGAAAGCUUCAGUAUUUAUUCUAAAUCAGCAUAAUGGUAUUAAUACCUCCCAAAGUGUGUACACAGUUAACUGUAGUUUUAGUGAAUAUAAAGACUGGAAAAUCAUUAUCUGUAGUAUAUAUAUAUAUAUAUAUAUGAGUGUGUGAUCACUGUGAUCCAACUUUGUUCAUAAGAUGAGGUAUUAGUGCAUACAGUUCCUUGCAUCCUAACCUUUACACUGUAGAAACAAGUGCUCGGGUUGGCAACA